AUGGCGUCCGACGCUCUUGCUCUGGUAGCGUCUGCUCUUGCUGAUGCCAUCCCCAAAGGGGCCCUGGACGGGCAGGUGCCAGCGCUGCUCCGAGUCGCCGCGGCGCUGGCUGAAGGCGGGCUCGACCGCGGGCGCGGCCAACGGUGCCGCCAACGCUCCCCUGUGUACCGUUCUCUCCGUGCUCACGCUCACACCUACCGCCAACCCUAUCGUUCCCCUCUUCAGGCUGGACUGAGGGACCAGAUCUCGUUGCGUCGGCGUCAGAGGCAGCAAGAGAGGCUGAGCCGUCGACAGCAAUGGCAGCUCCUGCAGGCGCGUACAGCUGUGCCAGCUCCCCGUACGCCGAUGGUUCUUGGGACGCCUCCCGCGCUUCCUGGGCCGCUGUCGGCCGCGCAGCGGCCACCUCUUCCUCCGUCGUCGCCCCUCCUUCAAGACGCACCCCCGCAGCAACAGCCGCAUCCACCAUCGUACCUCCCUUGGCCUCCCUCAGUUGUUCCUCCAGCCGUCUCUGGGUCAACUGAUCCACUGCCUGUUCCGUCCCCUGCUCCAGUUCCUGCGAACCGCGGGGCUGAGGUUCCUGCCGUGCCUGCACCCGUUCCUCCCCCGCACCCAGAUGCGCGUUGGAGUCACUGGGGUUUGGCCAAGGCGAUGAGUCGAGACGCGCCCUUCUCGCCGCCCUCUGAUACCCAUUCUCUGGUCCUCCGCCCUUUCCUCUCACGGUUUCUCUUCUCGCCCCGCGGCUUCCCUGCUCUCGAGAUGGUGAUUGCUGGAGCACCUGAGCCGUCGCCAGGGCACGCUGCCGCCUGGUUGGCUGUGGUCGCCAGGCCUCCGGCGGGGCCCGAAAGGGCGACCAUGGCGACGGAGCCCCCUCUACCGCCGGCUCCGAGGCACGUGACAGCAGUCUCUGAAAAGACUCAUCCCCACGCACCCGCGGCUCCCCUUGUCGGGGCGGAGGCUGGCCCGACCGCUCCCGCUGCUGUUCCGUCUGCUCCGCCUGCGUCACCAGGCACCCAGGCUCCCCUUGGCGGGCCGUCGGCGUCUGCCCCUGCUGGGGGUGUUGCUGAACCACCUGCGUCUGUCCCUGGCGCCCGUGUUGCGCCGAGCGCUUCUGCCCCCUGCCUGCCUGCGCAGGUCUCUGCCACCACUGGCGAACCGGCUCUGUCGGUUGCGCCUGCGGCGGCGGGUCAGUCCGCUCCCGCUGUGACGGCGGUGGUUCCUGCAGGCCAACCGUCACGCCCUCCGUCGCCUGACCGUCGCUCGUCGCGGCCCCAUUCCCCCGCUCCCCACCAGGAACGCAAAUCAUCUCGUCGCCGGCGUGAGUCUCCACGGCGGUACCAGCAACAGUCGCGCUGGCCUGCUCACCCCGGGGGUCAAGGGGAUUGGAGGGGUUCCCGUGCUCAUGGCGGGGGCGGGGGGCAUCGCCCGCUUGUGACGAUGGCGGAUCUUCAGCGGGAAGUGUCGGGGGCGGUUCGGGAGGAGAGGGCGGCGCAGAGCCAGAGCAGUUCGCUGCGCGCCUUGCCAGCCCGUGAGGCUCCCCGUCCGGCUGCGCUCCCCCCAAACCCGCAGCCUGUUGCUGCGCCUCCCCCCCAGAUCCAGGCGCUCCCGGCUCCUUCUCCCGCUGUAUCGGCGCCUGCUCCCGGCUCUCGACUCCAACUGCCACCGGUUCCGCCUGUUGCGGGAGUGGAAUUUGUGGCCGCAGGUGGCGGCUCGUUGGCGGCUCCGUUCGCUCUCCCUGCUGAUGCUGAUGAGCCGCUCGAGUUCCUGGCGGAGGCACUCCAGCCUCCGCAGACCCGUGUUCCCGAGGCGACUCUCGGACAGCUACACCGCCUCGCUGACAGUCUCCACGCUCUGCUGCUGAUUCAGGUGCUGGCCCACUCGUCUCUCCCUGUGAUCCCUCCUGAGACCUUCCGUGGCCGCCAGCGUGACUCGUGCCUAGACGCGGUGGACCAGCUCGCGGUGCUGCUGGCGCCCGUGCUGGCUGCGCUUGUGGAGGGUGGCGCUGCUGCUGCGAGACAGCUUGACGAAGCCGUCCGGGGCUUGAGGCGGCACUUGCGCGCAGGAUCUGGAGCCGCGGCGAUCGGCGCAAGCACGCUUGUGGUCCGGGAGCUGUGGCGCUCCCUGACGGGCGUUCUUCACGCCCUUGGAGCACACCGCAUGUAG
This is a messenger RNA of Closterium sp. Naga37s-1, 2160 nucleotides long. The record is from the annotation of a GenBank genome assembly. NCBI's taxonomy places the organism in Eukaryota, Viridiplantae, Streptophyta, Zygnematophyceae, Desmidiales, Closteriaceae.